AACCGUCAGUCCGUCGUGUUUCAGUUUGCGCUUUGGCAUGCUGCUCACAAGUCUGGGCACAGGUAGCCAUGCAGCGCAUGCAACUGGUGCACCCAGCGCAGGUCCAGCAGGCGGUGCAGGCUUGGCAGCAAAUGAUGCCGCCUACAACCUAUUGGCCGCCGGUGCAGACGGUGGGGGCGAAGCAGACGCCUCGUUCUCGCUCACCGCCAGAAGAAGUGAAGCUCUCUGACUUUGAGAUCCUGGAUGGUGCUGGUGGCCGCUCCUUGGGCAAAGGAUCCUUCGGCGUGGUGCGGCGUAUCCGGCGCAAGGGGACGGAUGACGUUUAUGCGCUGAAGACGAUGCAGAAGAUGGAGGUGGUGAGCGGGCAGCUUGUGGAGCAGGUCGAGCGGGAGAUCCAGGUGCAGAGGAACCUGAAGCAUGAGAACGUGCUUCGCCUUUACAAACACUUCGAGGACGAGGAUACAGUGUAUUUGCUUCUGGAGUACUGUGCCAAGGGGGAACUGUACCAGCUUCUCAGGACGCAAAAGGGCCGCAAGUUCAACGAGCAGAUGUCGAAGCACUUCUUCGUACAGCUCGUGCGGGGGCUGAAGUACCUUCACUCCUAUCACAUUGUGCACCGGGACCUGAAGCCGGAGAACCUCCUGAUCACUCACGACGAUGUGCUGAAGAUUGGAGACUUCGGCUGGUGCGCUGCUACCACUGUGCCCCGCACCACCUUCUGCGGGACCAUGGAUUACUUGGCGCCCGAAAUGAUCCAGG
Molecule: messenger RNA, 759 nt
Organism: Effrenium voratum
Lineage: Eukaryota; Dinophyceae; Suessiales; Symbiodiniaceae
Source: the annotation of a GenBank genome assembly